UGAUCCUUGCUUGUGCAUGCAGGUCAAACAUGGUAUUUGAGCACAACAAGCGACCCUUCAGUGAUGAUGAGUCAUGCCAACUUUCUCACAAGCAUCCAAGACGACUAGAUUACGGCGGUCACCUGCCUUCUUUUGCAGAAUUUGUUCUCGAUGUCCCUGGGAAACAAUAUACUUUGGGUGAAGGUGAAGAAAGCUUGGAUAAAUGUCAGGGUGAGGAGAGGGUCGCAAGUCCCACCACUACUGAACUUGCAGUUCCUGGUGACAAGGAGUUUGAAAGCAGUGCUUUUGGCAAUCUUUCUGGCUUGUCAUGGGUCACAAGUGAUAUUACUAUUGUAGAAGAAGCCAGAACUGAGCCAGCAUUAGAGAUUUCUCGCUUCCCUCAUUUCCCUGAUCAUGGCCGUCCACCAAGGGUAUUAAUUCAGUCUGAAGAGACGUACUCCUCACUUCUAGAUCAUCCCUCUCGAAGGCCUGUUUCUGUGGGCCCUGAUCAUCAAGCAGAUGUUCCUGCAUGGAGCUUACCGGAUGCUAAGGAUAGAUCUGGUUAUUUGAACUUGCCAGCUCCAGCAUUAGGUGCUGAUUCAGACGCUGAUGUUGCUUUUCCACCAUCUAAGAUGCCAUUGCCAAUUCCUUGCCCUCAACUCAUGGAGGAUGAUGAUGAAAACCUGAUGGGCAUUUGCAUCAUGCCAAUGCCUCAUGCUGACAAUGGCGGUAAUGUUGGCAAUGGUAGGACUGAUUGUAGUUGCCUGGACAAGGGUUCUGUUAGAUGUGUGAGACAGCAUGUGAUGGAAGCAAGAGAAAAACUACGGGCGAUGCUCGGGCAGGAGAGAUUUGUGGAGCUGGGAUUCUAUGACAUGGGAGAGUAUGUGGGCCAGAAAUGGAGCGAAGAGGAAGACCGUGUAUUUCAGGAAGUUGUCUUCUCCAAUCCGUUGUCUUCAGGCAAGAAUUUUUGGAAUAGACUCUCCCUCGUCUUCCCUACCAGGGCCAAGAAGGACCUUGUCAGUUACUACUUCAACGUCUUUAUGCUUCGAAGAAGGGCCGAGCAGAAUAGAUUGGACCCAUUGAAUAUUGACAGUGAUGAUGAUGAGUGGCACGGGAGCAAUGAAGGUGAGGAGUUUGCCAUAACAGAGGAAGAUGGUGAAGAUUCCAUUGUGGAGUCUCCUCUGAAUCAAGAUUUAUGUAAUGGUGAUGCCCGCGAGUAUGAUUACUGUGAAGAUGAUGAGGGUGGGGAUGAUGAUUAUGACAGUGAUGAAGAUGGUGAAGUUGCUGGUGAAGAUGAUGACGGAGUGGUUGACGAUGUUUCAGAAGCACAUGCUGGUGAUAAAUCAAGUUCAGACAAAUGGCUGUAUGGUAACAAUUCCAUUCCCAUCAUCGAGCUGGCAUCUGAUAAUCUGCGAAAUGGUUUGGAAGAUCAAGAUGUGCAGGAUGACUCGAGCACGUCCUCUGAGUGUCAGCUAACUGGAGCCAACUCCGGCCCAGCUGAUUGGGCAGUGAUGCAAGAGAACCAAGUCAAUACAGACUAUAGUAAAAGAUGGCACAGCGAUCUCAUGAAUGAGAGUCUAACAGAUGUGGUCGAAGGUGAAUAUGUUUUGGAGCCUUGUGAUUCCUUAGUAUGGGACACUGGGUUUAUUACCAGUCCAGAGAAAGGUGUUGAUUCCUUGGCUGCGUGGGAUAUGAUUGAAGAGGUCUUCAGAGAUGGGACUUGGAACGAUAAUAGGAUGUGGGAUGGUCCUGGUUUCCGCUAAUCCGGCAUAUUCUUUUUCCUUGGUGAAUGAAUUUCCUUUUAUUCUCUCAUUUGCACGAAGCAAAUUGUAGCUUCUCUAACCCACCAAGUAUUAGAGAAGCCGUAGCUGACUGGGUACAUUGGUGGCAGUAUUCUUUCCUUGAGAGUCCAAUUUCCUUGUACAUCCACGGGUGAAGAUGGAAGUCAUGUAAAAUAAUGAGUUUUCAGGAUGUCAAGGGGCAGUUUCGUUUCUAUGAUCAAGUCUGUUAUUGUUUAGGAAUUAUACGAUACUUCCCGAGGCAUUGCCCAGUUUUUUCGGGUCUUCAGUUCUAACAGGAGGGGCUGUACGCCGCUGAUCCAGGUGGGCUGGAAAAUAAAAAGAAGAAAGAAACUCUCGAGUGGAAAAAUGUGGCCUUUUGAUUGCUGGCCUUAAAAUUGACCCUUGAGAAGGUAAAUAUAAAACAAUGGUGCACUUUCAACUAAAAAGAAAGUUGAAAAUUUGGUGGAUAGGGUCUUCCAGUGUGGGAAGUUUUGCGUAAUGGCUAGUGUUUGUGGAUUGUGAAUUAUGGCUGUUACGAUUUUACAUUUGUUUAAACACAUGUAAUUCGGCUGGCAAAUGCUGAUGUAAUACGAGACGAGAUGAAAGAAUUUGUAAUCAUUGCAAUUGUAAUUUAGUUAUGCAGUUGAAAUUAUUUUUCCUUGUU
This is a messenger RNA of Magnolia sinica, 2424 nucleotides long. RefSeq lists its product as uncharacterized. NCBI's taxonomy places the organism in Eukaryota, Viridiplantae, Streptophyta, Magnoliopsida, Magnoliales, Magnoliaceae. Bases 30 to 1742 code for a protein of 570 amino acids. The transcript has 4 exons. The record is from RefSeq and is a predicted model, not a curated record.